This is a messenger RNA of Exophiala bonariae, 1110 nucleotides long. RefSeq lists its product as uncharacterized. The coding region runs from base 1 to 1110 and encodes 369 amino acids. The record is from RefSeq and is a predicted model, not a curated record. Gene Ontology annotation, molecular function: protein-disulfide reductase activity. NCBI's taxonomy places the organism in Eukaryota, Fungi, Ascomycota, Eurotiomycetes, Chaetothyriales, Herpotrichiellaceae. The transcript is spliced from 2 exons. Gene Ontology annotation, biological process: protein import into mitochondrial intermembrane space. Gene Ontology annotation, cellular component: mitochondrial intermembrane space.
AUGUACCGACCUGCAUCCCGAACGGUGCUGCGCACUGCAGCUCAGAGCUCCCUCGCACCUGCACGGACAAUCGUAGGACGUCGAUUCGCAAGCACAACCCCGGUCAAUGGUCGGAGGAGUUGGAAGAGCAGUGCUUUGCGAUGGGGAAUCGCGGUAGCAGGAAUAUACUAUUACAACACUAGCCCGGUCUUUGCUGAGCAACCACAACAUCAUCUCCUUAAUCCAAAUCUUGAACAUCUCGAAGAUACGCAAGAUCAUCAAUCGUUAGAAGAACUCACUACACGGCGCGCCCGCAAUGCAGAAAAGAAUGCAUCUCAAUUACAUUCGGCGGUUGAUGCCAUUUCAACCGAAAACGCGUCGACCACAGUGGUCAGUGAGCACGAAGUACCACUCAGCACGGAUGACGGAGCAGGAGCCGGCGGUGUUGCGGCAUUAGAGGAAGAGGCGGGACAACAGGGAGCAUUCAACCCGGAGACUGGAGAGAUCAAUUGGGACUGCCCAUGCCUCGGUGGCAUGGCUGAUGGACCCUGCGGACCCGAAUUCAAGGAGGCGUUCUCUUGCUUUGUCUUCUCGCAAGAAGAGCCCAAGGGGAUGGACUGCAUCGACAAAUUCCAGAAUAUGCAGCAGUGCUUCCAGAGACAUCCGGACGUUUAUAAGGGUGAGCUGGAGGAUGAUGAGGAGCUUGAUGCAGAGUUGGAGGGCGAGAGACAAGAGCUAGUUAAGGAGAUUGCGGAGAGGAAGGCCCAGCAAGAGCAGCGAGAGAGUGGCAUUGGGGAGCGCAGAUUGUUGGAAGAACCUGCCCCAGCCGCUUCCAAGCCUGCCACCAAGUCUACGAAGAAGUCGAAAUCAAAGAGCGAAAAGAAGGCGACUUCGUCACAGGGUCCUGCUUCAGGGACUCAGGAUCAACCGUCAUCCGAGAGCAAAACAACCGCUUCACCACCUUCAUCGUUGAAGAGCGAGUUCGUUGACGACGCACCCUCUUCCAUCAUAAGAAACCCAACACCCCCACCAGUCGAGGAGUCAGCAGUCCCCGAAGGAGAUCUACUCCCCCGAGCGGCCCAUGAUGCGAGAGGACAAGUAGGUGUUAUCGAACAUGAGACGGAGAAGUAG